Molecule: messenger RNA, 4539 nt
Organism: Closterium sp. NIES-65
Lineage: Eukaryota; Viridiplantae; Streptophyta; Zygnematophyceae; Desmidiales; Closteriaceae
Source: the annotation of a GenBank genome assembly
AUGGCUACCCCUAGUGUCCUAGCUUUUGACGCUGAGGGUCGCGCCAUUGAUUUUGAGGUCUGGUUAGACGACCUGCAGCUGUUCUUACAGUGCGACAGGGCUGACGACCUUUCUCUCUUUGACCUCACCUCUGGCGCCUCUCCUGCUCCUGCUGCUGAUGCUGAUCCCACUGUCCGCUCUAAGUGGGCCACCCGCGAUGCUGCUGCACGUCUUGCUGUGCGUCGCCACCUCCCUACCUCUGAGCGUGCGCACUUUAGUCAGUACAAGAGUGCUCAGACCUUGUACGACGCUGUAGUUGCGCGCUACUCCUCCCCUGCCACUGCUGCACUGAGCCGUCUCAUGCUUCCCUACCUCUUUCCUGACCUCUCUGCCUUUCCCACUGUCGCUGACCUCAUUACGCACCUCCGCACUAGUGACACUCGCUACCGCGCCGCCCUUCCUGCUGAGUUCUGCGCUAAGAACCCCCCCCCCAUGUACAUCGCUCUCUACUACGUAGUCGCGCGCCUCCCUGACUCCCUUCGCGUCGUCAGGGACCACUUUCUCGCAGUCUGUCCCACCACCCUCACCGUCGACCUCCUCGAGAAGGCCCUCCUCACAGCGGAGAAGAGCAUAGUCGCUGUAGGUGCUUCUCGUGGUGACCCUCGCACCCCCAUCUUUGAGGGGUGCUCUCCUUCCCCCUUGCUGCCCUCUGUUGCCUCUGCUGCUGCUGCCGACCUGCUUGGUCUUGAGUCGGUCGGCGCGGCGUCUGCCCCUAGUGGGAGACGUCGCUCCAGCAAGGGCAAGGGGGGCAAGGGCGCGGGUGGAGCUGGAGGGGGCGGUGGCGGUGGCGGCGGUGGCGGCGGAGGGAGUGGGGGUGGCGGCGGGACUAGUGGCGGGGGUGGUGGUGGUGGUGGCAGCAGUGGCGGAGACGGUGGUGGUGGUGCCAGCGGUGGUGGUGGAGGCAGCGGCGGUGGUGGAGGCGGCGGAGGUGGAGGCGGUGGAGGCGGCAGCGGAGGAGGCGGUGGUGGUGGAGGAGGUGGAGCUGGUCGAGGUGGUACCCAGCAGCGUAGCGGCGGUGGUGGUGGCCAGCGCUCGCAGCGGCAGCAGCAGCAGCGCUCGCGGGACAUCCCUCCGCCUCAGCAGCUUCGUGAGUGGUACGCUGGGCGUCAGAGGGGUGGGGGUACUGGUCCCUGCACCUACGUUCUUCGUUCCGGCGACCGCGCGGGUGAGCAGUGUGGGGGUGCCCACGCCACCCAGCGCUGCUUUGGCCGCCUGACGGACGCUUGGCGUCAGCAGUUCCCUGGGGCUAGUGAGAUCCCUCGCUGGGAUGAGCUUCUCAGGGCUGGUGUAGCGAUCUUUGAUCUUGAUUUUGAUGCUAUCCUUGCUGCUAUGUAUGUUGUGGAUUAUAGUGAGGAGAAUGAGGGUUACCGUUGUUUCCAGCCCGACCCGGGCAUUGGUACUGCUGCGCUAGGUGCUUGUGAGGCUGCUGCUCUAGGUGCCAGUGCGUCUGUGCUCUCAGGUACUGGUGAGACUGCGCUCUCAGGUACUACGUCGUCCUCGUCCUCCCUCACUUUCACACUUGACUCCGGAGCUUCUCGCUCCUUCUUUCGAGACCGCACUACCCUUACGCCGCUCGGCCGGCCGGUUGCGGUCUCCCUUGCUGACCCCUCUGGGGGUCCUGUCCUGUCUCACUUCUCCACUGUCCUCCCGUGUCCGGCUGCCCCUUCGGGCACCCUGUCGGGUCUGUACCUUCCCUCGUUCUCUACGAACUUGGUGAGUGGAGCGGACCUGCAGGAUGUGGGGGUUCACCAGUUCAUUCCUGCGAGGCAGCGGGUGACCCACUGCACGGAGGCACGCACAGGCCGACACCUGGCCACGUUCUCGCGUCGGCCGGGGUCGAGUCUCUACACCCUGACCGUUGAGUCUCCUCCUGUCCCUGCGUCUGGUCAGGUGGCUGCGUCGGGUCAGGUGCUUGCUGCUGCGUCCCGGUCAGGUCCUGAGUCUGCCCCCUGUUCUUGUCGCCUCCUGUCUCACGAGACUCUCCUGUGGCACCACCGUCUUGGCCACCCCUCCUUGCCCCGUCUUCGGAGCAUGGCUUCCCGUGUCCUUGUCUCUGGUCUUCCCCAGUCUCUCCCUCCUCUCCCCUCCGGGCCAGGACCUUCCUGUGUCCCCUGUGUCGAGGGUCGCCUCCGGGCUACUCCUCACUCCUCCCACUUCCCCCCGACAGAGGCUCCCCUGCAGACGCUUCACAUGGAUGUGUGGGGCCCAGCCCCCGUCCGUGGGCAGGGUUACGAGCGCUACUUCCUGUUGGUGGUUGACGACUACUCGCGUUACACCACAGUCCUCCCCUUGCGCAGCAAGGGUGCGGUCACUGAGGUGCUGAUCGACUGGAUCCGCGAGGCUCGUCUCCAGCUCAGGAAGAGCUUCGGCUCGGACUUUCCUGUUCUGCGUCUGCACUCUGACAGAGGCGGAGAGUUCUCUUCUCGCCUUCUGCGGGACUACUGUCGUGCACAGGGGAUCCGCCAGACCUUCACGCUUCCGGACUCACCACAGCAAAAUGGGAUUGCUGAGCGCCGCAUUGGCAUGGUCAUGGAUGUCGCUCGUACGUCCAUGAUGCAUGCGGCUGCCCCCCAUUUUCUGUGGCCGUUUGCGGUGAGGUACGCGGCGCAUCAGCUCAACCUUCACCCCCGGGUCUCUCGGCCUGCGAUGUCCCCAGCCUUGCUGUGGACGGGGAAGGUUGGCGAUGCGUCUGUGUUCCGUGUCUGGGGAUCUCGGGCGUUUGUCCGCGACUUGUCUGCGGACAAGCUGUCCCCUCGUGCUGCUCCCUGUGUCUUCCUUGGCUUCCCCACUGACGCCCCAGGGUGGCAGUUUUACCACCCCUCCUCUCGUCGUGUUCUGUCCUCCCAGGACGUCACGUUCGACGAGUCCGUCCCCUUCUACCGUCUCUUCCCCUACCACACUCCUUCCCUCCCCCCUCCCCCGGACUUCCUUGUGCCGGUUCCCCCCCCGGUAGACCCCCUCCCCCCUCAGGUUCCUGCCCCCUCAGGUGUGUCCCAGGUAGACGCCGUUGACCCGGUCGAGGUUACUGGUGACUCUGGUGCUGCUGCGGGUGCUGAGCCUGGGGGUGCUGACUCUGGGGGUGCUGUGCGCGAGGGUGCUGAGCCUGGGGGUGCUACUGCUGGGGGUGCUGGGCCUGAGGGUGCUACUGCGGAGGGUGCGGAGCCUGGGGGUGCUGAGCCGGGGGGUGCUGUGCCUGGAGGUGCUGGGUCUGGGGGUGCUGGGUCGGGAGCUGCUGAGCCUGGGGGUGCUGAGCUGGGAGCUGCUGAGCCUGGGGGUGCUGCGUCUGGAGCUGCUGAGCCUGGGGUUUCUCCUGCUGCUGCGUCUCGCCGGGAGCCCCUCUCUCCACAGGAGCUGCGCGAGUGGUUCGCUCGCCGCUGGAGGCGUGCUGCUGAGUCUGGAGGUGCUGCUGGAGCUGGAGCUGGAGCUUCUUCGACCGUCGAGGGUGCGGGUGCUGCCGGUCCCGGGGCUGCUGGACCUGCGGGUCCUUCUGGAGCUGGAGCUGCUGAGGGCGUUGGUGCUGAGCCUACUGCUGUUGGUCCUGCCGCUGGAGGUGUGGGUGGCGCUGGUGCUGUCGCUGAGGGUGCUGGUGCUGUCCCUGCUGAGUCUGGAGCUGCCGCGCGGCCUCGGCCGUACUUCGUUCCGCUCCUGCAGCAGGUUCUUGGUCUUUCUCCUCCAGUAGAGGGUCCACCGCCUGUCCAGUCGCAGUCCCCGCUGGAGCCUUCCUCUCCACUGCCUGCUCCCUCUCCUUACACUGGUCCUACUGGAGGUCUUGCUGAGCGUCGUGAGCCUGCGUCUCGUCCCGCGUCGCCUGUUCGUGCUGCUCACGCUAGUGGUCGCAGUUCGCGUCAGCGUCCUCCUCCUGUCCCUGGCACGCACCGGAUGUCUUUGCGUCCGUCCACUGCUCCUCUACGUGCCCCUUUGCCUUCUCCUCCUGAGUCCUCUCUUCCUGCGCUUGCCGACCCUGAGUCGGACUCUCUUCGCGCUGCCAGUCCUACUGUCACGCGUCUGCUUGCUACUGUCGUCACUGACCCCUCUUUUGAGUCCACUGCUGCGUCUGCUCUAGUCGCUGAGCUCGUCGACUUUGCUGCUCGCUGUCGUCUCGACUACGCUGCUAGUCUUGUUGCUGAGUCUGCGUCUGUCUGUCCUCCGUCCGUCGGGGGUGAGUGUGCUCUUGGCACGGACGUCCUAGAGGACAGGCAGGAGGAGUUACAGUGUCUAGCGGCUGCAUCACCUCAUCUCGCGUCUGUACUGCUUGCCCUUGAGGGAGACCCGGAUGCACUUGACAUCCCGACUCCGCGUUCUUACGCGGAGGCCGUAGAGGGUCCCUACUCCUCUCAGUGGCAGGCAGCUAUGGAUGCAGAGAUGGCUUCCUGGAAGUCCACAGGCACCUACGUUGACGCGGUUCCCCCUCCUGGGGCGAACAUCGUCAGUGGCAUGUGGAUCUUCAGGGUGAAGCGGCCGCCGGGCUCUCCACCUGUCUUCAAGGCACGAGUAUUAUGA